Molecule: messenger RNA, 939 nt
Organism: Mesorhabditis belari
Lineage: Eukaryota; Metazoa; Nematoda; Chromadorea; Rhabditida; Rhabditidae
Source: the annotation of a GenBank genome assembly
AUGCACUCACCAAAGCAUCACGACAAGAAAUACGAUGGUUUGUCACCGUUAAGUGGCUGUGAUGAGGCUGCUUUGCUUGUCGCCAAUCAGCAACUCCAGAAUACGUUUGGCGGUUUUAUGGUCGGUCCAACGUCACGAAGCACUGACUUCGAACCACUUCUCCCACAAAAGCAUGACUCUCCACAGCCCAUUCAUUACGGAAUGAAUCUCUCAAUGCAAGCGUUCCAAAGCGCAGCCGCUACCGUUGUCGCAAAAGAGGAACCGUCACUCUCCCCGUUCAACUCGACUAUGGGCUGUUUCCCGGCGGCUUGUGCACCGUUUCGUUUCCCUCCGUGCGCACCAACGACUUUCUCUCAACCAGAUCCCUAUCAAAUCCUCGGACCCACGUGCACUCGAUUGGCUCAUUCAGGCAGCGGUCAAACACAAUUAUGGCAAUUUCUCAUGGAACUCCUAGCUGAUCAGAGAAACGCCGAGAUAAUCACUUGGGAAGGUUCACAGGGAGAAUUCAAGUUGGUCGACCCGGACGAGGUGGCAAGGAAAUGGGGUGAACGAAAGUCGAAACCGAACAUGAAUUACGAUAAGAUGUCACGAGCGUUGAGAUAUUACUACGAUAAGAAUAUUAUGUGCAAAGUCCACGGGAAAAGAUACGCCUACAAGUUUGAUUUUCAAGGGAUCGCGGCAGCAAUGCAACCCCAACCAGGCGCUCCAGAUUAUCUCACAGCGUCUUCAGUUGGACGACUUCACUCGGAUUUCAUCUCUUCUCAAUGGAGUGCUGCUGCUAACUAUCGAUCGCUUAUACCAACUGGAUUCCAGACAUCUUCGGGACUUUUCGGCGCCUCCUACGGCGCUUUCCCCACAACAACCGGUGCCCAAUCAGCGUUGCACACAAAGAAUUUCAAUCUCUACAACGCGGCAGCCACCUAUUCAUCUAAAUGUUUA